Procambarus clarkii (red swamp crayfish) is the source of this 8311-nucleotide messenger RNA. RefSeq names its product fab1 kinase (gene fab1). Gene Ontology annotation, cellular component: cytoplasmic vesicle; vesicle membrane. The record is from RefSeq and is a predicted model, not a curated record. Gene Ontology annotation, biological process: phosphatidylinositol metabolic process; melanosome organization; regulation of reactive oxygen species biosynthetic process. Gene Ontology annotation, molecular function: ATP binding; 1-phosphatidylinositol-3-phosphate 5-kinase activity; 1-phosphatidylinositol-5-kinase activity. Lineage: Eukaryota; Metazoa; Arthropoda; Malacostraca; Decapoda; Cambaridae.
AGUGGUGGAGGAGCAGCAGUGUUUACAAGCGUCAGCUGACCCGCCUCCUCCAGCCUUGUGUAGGUUACCGAGACAACUGUAACUCUUUUUAAAUGUGCGAUGGUUUUAUAGAAGUUUAUGAAAAAGUAAAAAGUCCAGAACAAAUAUGAUUUAGAAGAUGAGUCGUUCAAGUGGCUCCCCAACAAGUUUGACUGAGUUUGGGCCUCUAACUCCUGAUGAAAAGCCUCAGGGUUAUGGAUUUUCAUUUUCGAAGCUCUUUCAGAGAGCAGUUCGAGGAGCAACAGGUACAUCAAAAUUGAGCAAUUCAUCAGAUCAACCGAAGCAAGAUCACCCUAACCAAGUUGGGAGCAACAGAGAAUCCGACCACCAACCUGUGUUACGAUCAGAUUCUUUAGAUGGAGGACAAGGUUGGCUUGAUAAGGGGAUGAAUGAUACAGCAAGUGUGAGCUCAGAGACAUCAGUUACAUCAUCUGCUGCUUCAGUCAUUAGUAAGGUUGGACCAUCAUCAGGACAUGAUCGAACACUGCCAAAUGUUCUCACCAGGAUAAGGAACAUCAUAGAUAAUCGAGGGUCUACGCCUCAACAGUACAAAGAUUCUGACUUCAAGCAGUAUUGGCUACCGGAUAGUGUAAGUCGAGAAUGUUACGAAUGCGAAGAAAAGUUUACCACAUUCCGUCGAAGACACCACUGCAGAGUUUGUGGUCAGAUCUUUUGUUCAAGAUGUUGUAAUAGUAUGAUUCCAGGAAAGAUCAUUGGAUACACUGGUGAACUGCGAGUUUGCACAUAUUGUUGCAAAGUAGUCUUGUCAUAUCUCCAGUCAAGCAACUUGGCUGUUGAUGUAUUGGCAGAUCUGCGGGCAUUACAGGAGGAGUUACUGCCACCCACACCUGGUCAGUCUUUGGGCACAAAUUAUCAGGAUGCCUCAUUUUACAGCUUUUCAGGAUCAAAUACUCCUUUAGCAACACCUAGGGGAACACUCCGCAGGCGGGCCUCACUUGGUUUCCAAGAAGAGAAAUAUGCCACCAGAACUAGAUAUUCAAGUGGAGAUUUCCAAGCAUUUGGAGUUCACCGGGACAGUGACCAGAUGACUGCAGAACGGCAAUUGUUGUUGAGAGAUUCACAGCAGCUUCACUCUCUGUGGUCACACAUGGCCGGAGGGACUGGAUGUCUUCCAUUGGGUUCUCAUCGACAUCGUCUUAAAUCAUUCCACAACUGUUUCAUAGGAAGGGAUCUUGUACAGUGGCUCCUUGUUAAUGACAAAGCAUCUAGUAGAGCCUCAGCAGUAGCCAUUGGUCAAGCUCUUUUAGAAGCAGGUUAUCUGGUGUGCAUAUCACAGCCAGAGCAGGUGUUUGUCGAUGACUAUGUAUUGUAUCGUCCAAUGCGUCCAAACUGUGGAAAUUCAGAACCAGGGGUGCAAGAGGGUUUGAGUCGUACCCAAGAUGGUGGGCAAGAACCACUUUGGGUGAAGCAGAUUUCUAAUAUGGCUGAAGAUUCUGUGACCACAAGGGGAACGACUAGUAGUAAUAUGAUCUAUGAAGAACCUGACCAUAGUGUGGAAACACCAAAUUCCAUUACCUCGUCCACCUCGAACUACUGUUUGGAUCUGAACCUUCAGGACAAUGUUGUCUCUAUGAGAAAGCCUCUAAAUAUAUCCAGCAGACGAAGCAGCAUGGGUAGUGAUGUGGUUGACAGCAAGAGUUCUAGAGUUAGUCCCUUAGAAGAGGCACCAUAUUCCACAACAGUUUCUGCUGCACUCAGUGCCAGUGCUCAGCUGUCACUGUCCAGGGAGGCUCUGGUGGCAACCACUGCAGUCAUGGCUGAGGAAGUGUUACAGGCUCUGCGAGGUCAUGAUGGAAAACAGUCUCAGGCAAGAUCGGGCUGGCAAGAAGAAGGAAAUCACAGUUUGGAUAAUGAAGAAAUGGCUGUUCAUCAGAGACUAGAUGCUAUGUGGGGAUCUCAUGAAACUGCCCUUCUGUGUCAACUUCUUGAUUCAGGUGGCUUAUCAUCAUCUUGGGCAGAAGUAAUCCUGCCCAUUGUACACACUGUCACAGAUAUUAUCCGUCCAGAUGUCAAAAAUGACAGUGAUGAUAUGGAUAUACGGCAAUAUGUGCAGUUUAAAAAAGUUCCAGGGGGCAGUCGGAGUGAAUGUGAAAUACUAAAUGGAGCUGUGUGUACUAAAAACGUUGCAGACAAAUCCAUGGCUAUACGACUUAUAGACCCACAAAUUCUAUUGGUUGCUUCUACUAUAGACUAUCAACGAGGAAAUGACAAUAAGCUUCUAGCCCUUGACAAUCUUUUGCUGCAGGAAGCAGACUAUCUCAAGAAUGUUGUAGCAAAGAUUGUUUCCUACAAACCAGAUAUUAUCUUGGUUGAGAAGAGUGUUGCGUUCCUGGCACGAGAAUUCCUACAGGCUCAUGGUAUAACGCUAGUCAUGAAUGUCAAGCCAUCCGUAAUGGAGCGAGUAGCAAGAUGUACUCAAGCAGAAUUAGUAUCUUCAAUUGAUGCUCAAUUGACAAGACCUACAUUAGGAAUGUGUCACAAUUUUUAUGUGAGAUGUUAUUCUGUUUAUGGAAAAAACAAGCUAAAAACUUUAAUGUUCUUUGAUGGUUGUGCCACUCACUUGGGAUGUACUGUGAUUCUGCGGGGUGCCUCGAAUGCAGAACUUAAACGUGUGAAAAAAAUUAUGUAUUUUAUGAUAUAUGCAGUGUAUAACUGGAAACUGGAAAGAUCAUUUUUAAUUGACGAGUUCAUCUUAAUACCUCCGCUUCCAUCUGAAAGCUUUGACCUAGAAGACCAGGUAUUUGAGGAUGAACAUGAUCAGAAUGUGAAAUCUGGGGAUGUUGGCUCUGAAGAAAUCUCAGGGAAGAAUUCUGAUGAAUGUGAAGAUAAAAGUAAGAAUGAUCUUGAAGCCAGUAAUGAUUCUGCAAUCUCAACACUGUGUCUGGAAAAUAAUAUAAAUCAGUUAUUUAAAGAGUGUUUAGAAAAGGAUUCUGUCUGCUCCUCAGUUGAAACUCCUGUAUCAGUAGCUGGAACGUCAGACAAGGCAAAGUUGUCUCAAACAAUCAGUGAUUUCAGUGACCCAUUACAUUCGUAUCUUAAUUUAGGUGUUUCUCCACAAGAUGGCCCUCUUGAGUCUUUGCAUCACUCCUUCUCAGUAACCGAGUUGCCAUUCUCUAAUAGUUUCAGAAAAGCACUGGACGAGACUAUAUUCUCAUGUUCUCCUUAUUUGAAAUACAGCAUUCCGUACCUUGAAUCGGAAGCUGGGAGAAACUGCUUGUUACGAAAAUAUUUCCAGAAAAGCCUAUAUUUUUCUGUUCAAUUAGAAAAAGACAAUUUUAUGCGCCGCCCAAGAUUUUCAGAAAUGGAUGCAAAGGAACUUAAGGAUGAAAAUCAGAAUGUUGAAAUUAGAUUAGCACAUGAAUUCACCAAAUUAAAACUAACAAAAGAAGCUUGUGAUAAAGAUUUCCGAGGAGUUUUAGCAGACUUCAGGGCAAGGGGCGGGCAGAUGAGAAAUAUCUGCAGGUGUGAGGGAUCUUUCACACAGCCAAAGGACCAGAGGCAUAUACUUAGUAAUUUAUCACAGGAAAAAUCAGAAUCUCAUGGACAAGUUAUUGUCGAGGGGCUUUCCAUUGAUGGUUCAGGGUCCACAUCCAAUAUGGUUACCACCAACAACAAUAAUAACAACAAACAAAAUAUGAGUAACUUCUGGAAUGGACAGAGUGGCCUGAUGCUUACCUCUGAUGGCCGAGUGGAUGCCCUUCACCCUUUCAACCACCAGCGAUUAUCUCUUCUUUUCUCCAGCUAUUCCCAGUCAUCUGAGUCACCCCCUGCUUUCUGUGUUAAUCCUUGGGUUUUGACGAUGGAUUUUUAUGGAAGGAAUGAUAUUCCUCUUGGGGCCUUCCUGGAACGCUAUUGUUUUUGCCCCACAUAUCAGUGCCCAUCUAGUCAGUGUUCUGUAGCAGUGAUUGAUCAUAUUCGAAAGUUUGUUCAUGACACUGGUUGUGUGGAUGUUCUGCUGAGACGUCUUGAUACCGUCCUAGAUGACUCCAACUCAGGAUCAAUACUAAUGUGGAGUUGGUGCAAAAUAUGUCGUCAGGUUACUCCUGUGGUGCCCAUGUCAUUAGAAACAUGGUCACUGUCCUUUGCCAAAUAUCUGGAGCUGCGAUUCUAUGGUGGCAGUUUUACAAGGCGUGGAAUACCUGGCUGCCCUCAUUCUCUUCACCAUGAUCACUUUCAGUAUUUUGGAUUUAAAAAUCAAGUAGCAGUUUUUAAAUACAUUGGCAUUACAUUACGAGAAAUUGCUCUGCCACCAUCCGAGAUGAAUCUGUGCAUCCCUCCCAUUACUCAAUCAUCUGUUGUGGAGCUCAUCAAAGGUGUUGCUAUACAGGGCUACUCUGUCUUCUCUACAAUUUUUGAACGUGUUACAACACUGUCUUCAGAAUGUGGAAGUCGAUGGGAGCCUCUAAUUUUGGAAAUCACCGAGCAUCAGAAUAAACAACGCUUUACAUUCAGAGAGAAGAUUGAAAGCAUUCAGCUGCAGCUAACUUCACCGACAUUAGAGGCUCGUCGACUUCAUCCUCCCACACCCAACACAACUCAUGAAGUUGCCACAACAAUGCUAGCAAUAACAGAUCAAGUUAUUCUGAUCAAAAGGCUUAUUGCUCAAGUUGUCAGUGACUGGAAUGUUAAGGUUCAAGAUCUUGUACAGCUUCGUAAAAGAGAGGAGAAAUUAGAGAAAGCAAAAGUAAUGGCAACCAACAGUGGAGGAAGUGGUUUGCCUCGACAAUCUACAAGUACUUCUAUAUCAACCUCCUCGGCUGCAUCAGCUCAUGCCACCUCUUCCACAGGUGAAAUGUUCAGUGCACAGUCUCAUAAGCAGGGUGGCGAUACUGCUUCCGUAGCAUCUUCUGCUGCCUUGACUGGUCUCUCGACUGAUUCCCUCAGUUUGUCAGCCUCCUUCAGUGAACUACCUGGUCAAGAACCUUCUAAAUAUACCUCAAAUGAUGCUGUUGAAGAUGUGAUUGAUGAAGGACCUGCAGUCAGUGGCCAGUCAUCACCCAUCCCUCAGCCACAUGAAGCACAGGAUACAAGAAGGCUUCCAGGAGAAACAAGAGAGAAUUUUCAAAAGGCAGUAGGAAUUGUGUGUGAGACGCCUUCUGCUGUGUGCCUAACGGAGGAGAGGGAUCGCACCCUACGGGCCUUGGAUGCCCUCACUACCACCACCAAAUCACCACCACAUUCAGGCAACAGUGUCCUAUCAUUGUCUUCAGCAUCUAGUGAAAUACUUAAUAGCUGGGAGAAUGAAAGUGACGUCAGUGGAGGAUUGCAAGCUAUUCUCCCUCAUCAGGUGACAGACGCUUCUUCAGUGCUGCACCGCAGACAAGCAUCAGAUUCGUGUGAAGGGCUGAUUGGUGGAUAUUCAUCUACAUCUGGAUCACCCGGCCGAGGUCAUGAAAGAUCAUUGUCUGACGGAGGUCAGACUGGCUUACCUCGAGAUACUGGAGACCGCACUGCAGAGAGAAGACUUGCUGCCACAACAGUUAAAAAUAUAAUUUCAACUUUUUGGACUGCCUCUGCCAACUUAAUGGUUGAGUCUCCAUUUGGUGCUAAUGAACACUACCUACUAAUGCCAGAAGUAAAGAUCCCAAUAGUUGUAUAUGGAGAUGAACCUUCUUCCAUUAUUGCUCAUGCACUGGCUUCUCAGGAAUAUGAUAAACAACUAACAGCACUCAAGAAGAGACUUAAAGAAAUGCAAAAAGAAGUAAUAGUACUUAGGUCAGGAGAAAAAGAGUUGCUGCCUCAAGUAGAUGGGAUAACCGAAAUCUCCAGUGUUGAAGAUUCCGAGUUCUGCAUCUCUACUGCUGCUGCUACCGAUUCAGAGAAAAAUAAGUUGGCCAAGGACUUACACAUAGAACUGCAGUGGAAUGACCAGCAUGCAAAGUUUUACUGUAAGAUGUUCUUUGCCGAGCACUUUCGACAACUCCGUAAGAUGGUAUUUCCUUUUGGAGAAGAAUUUUAUAUACGUUCUCUUUCCCGCUGUAUCCUCUGGGAAGCACGGGGUGGUAAAUCUGGAUCGGUCUUCUGCAAAUCACAUGAUGAUCGUUUUAUUUUGAAAGAAAUGUCACGCUUUGAGAUGAGCUCAUUUCUUGACUUUGGGCCUGCAUAUGUACAGUAUAUUGUGAAUUGUGAGAAGGAACAGCAGCCAACCAUCUUAACAAGGAUUGUAGGUGUUUAUCGAAUUGGUUACAAGAACACAACCACUAAUAAGGCCCAGCGUAUGGAUGUGUUAGUGAUGGAGAAUUUGUUCUAUCAGCGCAACAUCACUCACAAAUUUGACCUUAAAGGAUCAAUCAGAAACAGACUUGUGAAUACUUCUGGGAAAGAGGAAUCUGAAUUGGUGCUGCUCGAUGAAAAUUUGCUGAGGAUGGCAUGUUCUUCCCCACUGUAUGUAAGACCUCACAGCAAGACAGUGCUAAAUCGAGCCAUUGCUGCAGACACGGCAUUUCUCUCACAGCAACUCAUCAUGGACUACUCCCUUCUUGUUGGCAUUGACAGUACAGCUAAUGAGCUCAUUAUUGGAAUAAUAGAUUACAUUCGAACCUUCACCUGGGACAAAAAAUUGGAGACAAUAAUCAAAGGAAGUGUGCUCGGAGGAGGAGCAGGACGACUGCCUACAGUAGUUUCACCAGAAGUGUACCGCACACGCUUUUGCCACGCCAUGGAUCGCUAUUUCCUUCUCACUCCAGAUAGGUGGACAGGUCUGGGACUGGGUAUUGAUCCUUAGUGUAUUGAGCCUUAGUGCAACAUUUCCAUCUCGUUAAAUUUCUAUACAAUAUUGCUCUCGGUAAAAUGUUUGCAGUUCAAUAAUUAUUGACAAGUUUUUGUGACUUUGUGCAUAUGUGUACCUAAAUGCACACAAAUGUGAAUAAGUGUGUGACAUGUGUUAGUGAGUAGUAGAGUGAGUGUGUUAGUGACUGAGAGUGUGAGAAUUCGCCCAAAUGUACUCGUCUAGUUGUAUUUGCAGGGUAUGAGCCAUGGAUUUUUUGGUUUUAUCUGUUAAUUCUUUAAUUGACUGGUGUGUAGGUUCCAGAGCCUAUUGGGCUUAGUCACAUCUACAUUUAAAGUUGUGUAUGGAGCUGACUUCUGCCACUUCUUAAUGCAUUCCACUUGUUCACUAUUCUGACAUUGAAAAUAAUUUUUCGAAUGUUUCUAUGGCUCAUUUGGGUAUAUAAUUUCCAUCCGUGUCUUUUGUACUACCCACGCUAAAUAAUGUCUUUGUAUUUUGUAUGUGGUAAUCAUGUCUCCUAUGUUUCUUCUCUCUUACAGUGAUGUGAGGUUCAACUCCUUUUGAUUCCUUGUAACUCAUGCCUCUCAACCCUGGGACUAGUCUGGUGGCAAACAUCUACACUUUCUCCAGCUGCAUGUGUUUUAACAAGAUUAGGGCUCCAUUACACAGUUGGUCUGUCAUAAAUGCUAUUCAGAACCCUGCACAUCUUUAUUCAGAUUCCUAGAGGCAGUUCUUAUUAGCCAACAUUCCAUAUAUAGCUGAAGUUAUUCUUUCAGUGUGGACUUCUGGUGAUGGGUUUGUCAUAAUAUCAACUCUCGAGACAUCUCAGUCUGAUUCCAGGAGGAUUUCCUCUUCUAUGUGAUACUUUGUGUCUGGCCUCAUCUUUUCCCUUACCCAGCUUUAUUACUUUGCACCUGGUUGAGUUGAACUCUAGUAGAGGGAUCAUACUUUCAUUGUGUUCAACUCAUCCUGUAGAUUCUUGCAGUUUUCCAUCAUAUUUAUCCUACUCAUAAUUUUUUAUCAUCAUCAGCGAACAUUUAGAGAAAAGAAUGUAUGCCCUUUGGUAGGUCAUUUACAUUGAUGAGGAUUAGGAUUGGCCCCAGUACUGACCCUCGUGUUACACCACUGGUUACAUCUCGCCACUGAUGUCUCUCCUCCCACUGUGACUCUGUCUUUGUUGUAGAGGUACUCCUUUAUCCACUGGAGUACCUUCCCUGCCACACUUGCCUGUUUCUCUAUUUUGUGCACUAGUCUUCUGUGGGGUACUGUAUUGAAGGCUUUCUCAUACCUCAAAAUUAUACAAUCUGCCUAUCCUUCUCUAUCUUGUCUGAUCUCGGUCACCUAUUCAUAGAACUUUAUCAAGUUUGUGAGGCAGGAUUUGGCAUCUUGAAAACCAAUCUGGUGUUUUAGUGUGUCUCAGUACUCUUUGUCAUAUAACACUUUGAAACUACUGAUGGAUUUGGCCUCCUCAACAUUCUCACUUAACUUGUUCCAACCAUCUACCACUUUGUUUGCGAAAGUGAA